Arachis ipaensis is the source of this 1359-nucleotide messenger RNA. The record is from RefSeq and is a predicted model, not a curated record. Lineage: Eukaryota; Viridiplantae; Streptophyta; Magnoliopsida; Fabales; Fabaceae.
AUGGCCACCAUAACCGAAGCCGUUCACCACUUAGUCUCCCUACAUUUAUGCGAUCAAAGUACCCCCAUUGAUGAAUGUGGAAGAUCAACCAAAGAGCAUAGGGAGGAGAAGAACUUGGAGCUUCAAGGUGAAGAAGAGGAGUUAAAGCAAGAGUUACAACAAGAAGAGGUAGUUGAGAUCAUUAGCAUAGAGGAAGUGGUUAGAGAAUUGAGGAAAAUUGUUCAAUAUGACUCAAGUGAUGGGAAAGAUCCAGAAGACAUUGGUGAAGAAGUAUUUGAAUUUGAGAAAGUUUGGCAAGAGGUGGAGAUUGAAGAAUUUAGUCAACAUUUGACCUUGAAUGUUCAACACCCCUAUAAGCCCCUUGUCGAGGCUAUAAAGAAGUUCAAAGUUGCAAAGAAUGCCCUUGCACAAGUUGCAUGGAACUUUGUUAAUGAUGGGCUGAGGACAUCGCUCUGCCUGCAAUUUAAGCCACAUCAUAUUGCAGCAGGUGCCAUUUUCCUUGCUACCAAGUUCCUGAAAGUGAAGCUUCCAUCAGAUGGGGAGAAGGUUUGGUGGCAAGAGUUUGAUGUCACCCCACAUCAACUAGAGGAAGUUAGCAAUCAAAUAUUGGAACUCUAUGAGCAGAAUAGAAUAUCACCAUCUCAAGAAAGUGAAGUAGAAGCAAGUGGUGGAGGGGCAACGAGAUCUGCUACAAAAGCUCCUGGUUCGAAUGAGGAGCAGGCCUCAAAACAUACAUCCUCACAUCCAGCUCCGUAUCACUCAUCUGCAGAAAAUCAUGUGGUAGCACCUAUGGGAACAGAAAACCAAAGCAAUGAUGGGAGUGCAGAAAUGGGCAGUGAGAUUACUGACCACAAGGCUGACCUGGAAAUAAGAGAGUCCCGGAACUCUGAACAGUUUCCUCUGAAAGAUAACAAGAGAGAAGUAAAAAAUAGAUCUAAAUUUGGGACUGAACGCAUAGUUUCAGGAGACCAGGAUAGAAUUGUUGGGACAAAGGAGGCUUCAGAAGUAGGAAGGAAGGAUGAUCUGGGUUCGCAUAAGUAUAGCAGUGUUGGUCAAAAUAUGGAGCUUCGUGAAGGUCCUGUUGGUCACUCACCCAAAGAAGAAAUGAAGAUGAUUGACACAGACAAAGUGAAGGCUGCACUGGAAAAAAAGGAGGAAGGAGCGAGGGGAAAUGACCUUAAAGAAAGAUGUAAUGGAUGAGGAUGAUCUCAUUGAGAGAGAGCUCGAAGAUGGCGUUGAAUUAACAGUUGAGGACGAGAAAAACAAGCGCCAGAGAUGUGUUAGUUUUCAUUCUCCCAUUCAUGAGUCUGCCAUCAACAUCUCCUCCACUUUUCUAUUACCCUACCAUCGACAUUUCCA